UGUCUCGCCUGGAGGAGCCCUUGCGGUGGCGGCGGCUCGGCGGACCGGACCCCGAGGUCGUGGAGGCUCUGCGGCGCGGCUCCCGAGCAGCUCACGGCGGACAGCAGGAGGCUACUGACCGAGGCCGACAAGACAUCCAGACGGGUGCAAGCAGGCGCUAAACAGAGACUAGAGCAGCGUUUACGAGAUAUCCAGUACCUACGGGAAGAGCUGGAGCGGAGGCUAGAGGAAGUCCUUGAGGAGACUGAAGCUCUGGUGGCCUUCAGAACGCGGGUGGAGAGAGCCCUGGAGGCAUGCUCGGACCCUCUGAGGGCCACCCUGCUCUGCCUGGAGGAGAGAAGCAGACGUGCUGCCGUGGAGCAGGGGCCUGACGAGGUGGAGAGAGAGCUGCUGCAGGAGAUGGAGGUGUUCCAGGGGGUGGCUGCCUUGUUGCAGCGCAUGCUGGAGCAGAUUGUUGAACAGAUACGACUGAACCGCUCGGCCAAGUACCACCUGGAGAAGGAUCUGAAGGACAAGUUUCAGGCCCAGAGCAUCGAUGACUUGUGCAUAUUGAUGACCAACAACUCCUUCAACCCCGACAAAAGGCCCACAGUCCUCCCGCUCACCCAUCCACCCAGCAUGGCGGUGAGUCCGGAUGAGUGGGAGGGGCUCUCGGUCGUCAACAUUAGCCGUGCGGAGCAGGAGAAGGCUAACUCUGCGUCGCUGCGAGCCCUGGUGUCCUCCCUUCUGGAUCAGACUGCCUGCGACAUGCGCAGCCGGCUGCGGGCCACCGCCUUGGCUUUCCAGCGCAAGAUCCAGGAGACCAAGACGGCCAAGGCUCAGAUGGAGGAGCAUCUGGCCAGGGUCCAAAGUGAGGUGAGCAGCCAGAAGAGGAACCGGGUGGCCCUGGGAGUGGCGAUGGCUGAGAAGGAGCUCCCGCUGAGCGUGGCCCAGGCCCGGCUCUCUGCUCGCGCUAAGAGACCCGGCACCGAGCUGUGCCAAGACCCUGCACAGAUCCUGCUGCUGGCGGAGGUUCAGGAACUCACUGCUCACAUCCACAGAAUGCGCACGGCAGCCUCCCAGUCUGACGCCGCGCAGCAGAGCCUUGUCCGCUGCCAGCUGGAGCUGGAGCACAACGUGGAGGUGAAGGCCAGGUCUCUGUACGUGGACGAGGUGCUCUGUGGCGGGCACCGCCAGCCUACCAUCAUACAAGACUUCUAAUGGGGCGUUCCCUUCACAACCAGUGAACCAUAGCUGAUGGAAGUAUUGGGUUGUUAAGGGGAAUGCAGUAGAGAGUUGUUUGUUGUGAGAGCUAUAUGACAUCCUGGAAACGAUUACCAAUAAAAAUGAAAUGGCAUCCAA
This is a messenger RNA of Gadus morhua (Atlantic cod), 1341 nucleotides long. RefSeq names its product tektin 1 (gene tekt1). The record is from RefSeq and is a predicted model, not a curated record. Gene Ontology annotation, cellular component: microtubule cytoskeleton; nucleus. Gene Ontology annotation, biological process: cilium movement involved in cell motility; cilium assembly. NCBI's taxonomy places the organism in Eukaryota, Metazoa, Chordata, Actinopteri, Gadiformes, Gadidae.